Molecule: messenger RNA, 2937 nt
Organism: Diprion similis
Lineage: Eukaryota; Metazoa; Arthropoda; Insecta; Hymenoptera; Diprionidae
Exons: 7
Coding region: 1-2835 (944 amino acids)
Source: RefSeq, a predicted model, not a curated record
AUGACAAUGUCCUCUGGAUCAAGAGUCAGUAGUCUCCUGGGGGGUUGUCCAAGGACUCAUGGCCUCGCGACUCCUCGUCCUGUCAUCUCACCUCCUGGAGGAAUGCAGCUACUUUUGAUCAGAUUCUACCUAAUCGUCCUGCUAUUUGUCAGCUUGAUCGACGUCGAAGCCGUGAAAGAGUUGUCGCGUUUCACAGCGCUCACUCCAAACCCCGCACCGAUGCCUGCAGUUCAACAAGUGUCAUCCUCCUGGGCAAACGACGAGCAUACCUCGGGUGUUUCGUAUCGGCAAUCGGGCUCGAAGUUGUCGAAUAUCAACGGGGGCGCCGUACGGAUUAAUCGGAAUAUAAAACGUAAGCGGCGCCAUCGCGCCAUGGGAAAAGUGCUGGACGGCAAGAGUGUCCAUAAAACGUUUGUUCCCGGGCCGAAUUCCUCCGCCAAGUUUCUCGCUGAAAAACUUGCACAAGAAGCUCUCGACUCGAAGGAGAUGCAGGAUACUAUUAAGCACUUGACCUCGUUGGAGGGCGGUCGUCAACAACACAAAGUGUCAAGAAGCACGACCGCAAGGAGCAAGGAUCAGCAAAAACGCAAGGACCGGGAACACAGGAAGCGCAUGAGGCACCGGAAAGGGGAUCGGAAACACCGGCACCCGAACCAUCGUUUGAAAAGGAACGGUUCAAAAAAAGAAUCCUCAAAGACGAUGCGUUUGAAGAAGAAUAGCAAGCUUAUAAACGAGGGGAAACUUAGCGGAUUCGGGAAGAAAAGUAGUUUGCAAAAGUCACAUAAUCGUCGAAGACGAAGGGGCCAUCGGACAGGGAAAAAGACGAAAAACUUCGGUAAAACAUCAGGUGAUAAUCUUCGCUCGGUUAAUAAUGACGAUUGGAACACUAUCGAAGAACUGACGAACUCUGGUGCUGUGCACGGAAAAUACACAAACAUCGCGGUUCCACGACAAACUGGUAAUGAGAGAGGCGUCGUUCCCAGGAGCGAUAUGAUCGCCCGACUUAUGCUUACGACAACUCGCGACCCGACUAAGAAAAAGCCGGGCGAUCAGGGUAUCGAAUAUUCUGAAUACUAUAACGACAAUGAAAAUGCUUCGCCAAUGGAGAUCGGAUCGCCUACUAAACUGGACGAGGCUUCUGGAGACUUAGCCGAAGGACAAAGCAGAUCGAUUCGGGAGAUUGCGGACGAUAAUCUUCUUCAUCAUCAAGAUUACGACGAUUCUUUGGAUGAUGAAGUGUCCUCAGAGGACGUAGACAGGUCCAAAAGAAAUGAUCAAAAAUCCGUCAAAGUUAUAGAAGACCCAUUGAACUCCAUGGAGUAUGUAGACAGCACUUAUGGGUCACUGCAUGUGGACGGUGUUGCAGAGAACGAGCGAAUGCCUCCUUACUUGGUCAACUAUAAUUACAUUCCUAAUGAGGGAGUGCAGAUGCCUGUCCGAGCGUUACAGAUCCCGUAUCAUCCGCCAAGUAAUCCUUCAGCAGGUCCUUCAGGAGUGGGACAACCGAUGGCGAACCAAUUCUCUUCGGACGAGCAGGACUCGCGCAACAAAAAUUUCCUCAUACCAACGGUGAAUCCAAUUUCGUUUGUGAGCAAUGCACAGUUAGCUGCUUCCGGUCAACUUGGGAUCCUCGACAAUGACGCAUUGUCUCAAAUGCCGCAGCCAAACUUCGCUGAAGGUGAACAGUUUGCUGCUUCCACCGUUUCGAGAUCCAGCAGGUCCAGCACCGAUCCUGUGACUUUCACUUCUGGAUUGGCGACUCUUGGCGGAAGUACAUCUGUAGCUCCAGAACCCAAGUUGAGGAUGACACCUGUGUCGGUUGGUACCAAUGCAGUGGCUUCUAGACUUCGAAGCGUUGGAACAGCUGUUGAUGCUCCGGAAGUUGCGUAUUUAAGUUACCACGACGGAGGGGAAGACAUUCAGGGUCUGGAUCAAAUCGAAGCAGCAGCAUCUCGGAAAGUUGUACCAAAAAAUGGGACUGCUGAAAAGAAUAUAAGUAGAGAUACUAGUUCCACGAAGGUGGACACCCACUCGUCUGCAGCGUCGACUCAGUCACAUUUGAACGAUCCGAAAAAUAACAGCAAUAGUAACGCUGAUACGGACGUGAGUAAUGUCGUAUUGCCUGCCACGUCAUCUCCGGCUUCAUUCACCCCCAAGCCCUGCACUCCAGAGCCAGGAAACGUAACGUUGAAAGCAAAUGAGACGAAGGCAGUUGCUAGCCAGAUACUCAAUGAAAUCAUAGAUGAACUGGAAGAACUGAAGUUAGAAAAUCCAAAAGAUGAGCGAAAGGAAGGUUUACCCUGCAGACUGACAGGGUCCUGGGUGACGACGAGAGCCGGCGUUCGAAUCGACAUGGAAGUGACGAAUCACAGCGUGAGAGCCUCUCUUGACCACCUUACGCCACCACCGAUCUCUGAAGGUCUUUUGAACGUAACUUGGAACGUGACCGGUUUUGCACCCUUCCAACGGGGAGGCCCUUUCACUUUGUUAGCAACAGAUAAUCACACCAAAACGCUCGCUGUCUUUGUCGGGGCAUGCAAAGUUUGCCAAGGUAUCGACACUAUAGAAGGAUCGUGGACAGUGUCGCGGGAGCCAAGGGAUUGCCGAGACUUUCAAAUGUCGAGCAGUAUUUUCAACGAGAUGUUCAGACGAACGCGUCUUUUCUCGGCGAUCAAAGAGAAACAAGUGCAACACGACGCAGCAUCUUUGAACACGACUGCUACCCCGGGCAAUAAUUCCUCGCUAUCACAAAGUACAAGUCCUAGACACGAGGGGCUGGCCGAUUUCAGCAAACUCCACAAUCAAACUACCCCGUCAGUUAAUGGCUCGAAAUGAGACGAUCAGUCGAGAGCGAGUAAGAAUUAUGCUACAUUUAGACAUUGGCAAGUCAGUGCUGACACGACUCUGGGUUUCGAAGACCGCGCUGAUCGACGCGAU